This is a messenger RNA of Balaenoptera ricei (Rice's whale), 1176 nucleotides long. RefSeq names its product tumor susceptibility gene 101 protein-like. Gene Ontology annotation, molecular function: ubiquitin binding. Lineage: Eukaryota; Metazoa; Chordata; Mammalia; Artiodactyla; Balaenopteridae. Gene Ontology annotation, biological process: protein modification process; endosome to lysosome transport; protein transport. The record is from RefSeq and is a predicted model, not a curated record. Gene Ontology annotation, cellular component: ESCRT I complex.
AUGGCAGGGUCAGAGAGCCAGCUCAAGAAAAUGGUGUCCAAGUUCAAAUACAGAGACCCAACUGUACGUGGAACUGUCAGUGUUAUCACUUUAUACAAAGAUCUCAAACCUGUAUUGGAUUCGUAUGUUUUUAAUGAUGGCAGUUCCAGGGAGCUAAUGAACCUCACUGGUGCAAUUCCUGUGCCUUAUAGAGGUAUACAUAUAAAUAAUCCAAUAUGCCUCUGGCUGCUGGACACAUACCCAUAUAAUCCCCCUAUCUGUUUUGUUAAGCCUACUAGUUCAAUGACUAUUAAAACAGGAAAGCAUGUGGAUGCUAAUGGGAAGAUACAUCUUCCUUAUCUACAUGAAUGGAAACACUCACAGUCAGACUCGUUGGGGCUUAUUCAAGUCAUGAUUGUAGUGUUUGGAGAAGAACUUCCAAUCUUUUCUCGUCCUACUAUUUCAGCAUCCUAUCCACCAUACCAGGCAACAGGGCCACCAAAUAGUUCCUACGUGCCAGGCAUGCCAAGUGGAAUUUCUGCAUACCCAUCCGGAUACCCUCCCAACCCCAGUGGUUACCCAGGCUGUCCUUACCCACCUGGCGGCGAGUAUCCUGUCACAACAAGGUCCCAGUACCCUUCCCAGCCUCCUGUGACCACUGUUGGUCCCAGUAGGGAUGGUACAAUCAGCGAGGACACUAUCCGAGCCUCUCUCAUCUCAGCAGUCAGUGACAAACUGAGAUGGCGGAUGAAGGAAGAAAUGGAUCGUGCCCAGGCAGAGCUCAAUGCCUUGAAACGACCAGAAGAAGACCUGAAAAAAGGUCACCAGAAACUGGAAGAGAUGGUGAUCUGUUUAGAUCAAGAAGUAGCUGAGGUUGAUAAAAACAUGGAACUUUUGAGAAAGAAGAAUGAAGAACUCAGUUCUACUCUGGAGAAAAUGGAAAAUCGAUCUGAAAACAAUGAUACUGAUGAAGUUAUCAUUCCCACAGCCCCACUAUACAAACAGAUCCUAAAUCUGUAUGCAGAGGAAAAUGCUAUUGAAGACACUAUCUUUUACCUGGGAGAAGCCUUGAGGCGGGGAGUAAUAGACCUGGACGUCUUUCUGAAGCAUGUAUGUCUUCUGUCCUGUAAACUGUUCCAGCUGAGGGCAUUAAUGCAGGAAGCAAGAAAGACUGCCGGUCUCAGUGACCUCUACUGA